Molecule: messenger RNA, 482 nt
Organism: Cylicostephanus goldi
Lineage: Eukaryota; Metazoa; Nematoda; Chromadorea; Rhabditida; Strongylidae
Source: the annotation of a GenBank genome assembly
AUGGGUGACUCGUUGGACCACAGGCUGACAGUUAGAUGGAAUAACUUUGUAACCACCACCGACAGUAGAUGCCUCAUUACAUGUGGUUACCCAGACUACAGUUUUAGAGUGAUUGACACGGAUUCAGCACGGGUUCGGCAAGUGAUCUAUGGUCAUGGCGAUGUCGUGACAUGCAUUGCUAGAUCGGAAACGAGUCUGUUUGCUGAUUGCUAUGUGGUCACAGGCAGCAAUGAUUGUACGGUAGCUCUAUGGCAUUGGAAUGGGCAGCAAGGCUUCGUUGCUGGAGAGUACAAUGUGCCUGGAGAAACACCAUCACCCCGAGCAAUACUUACGGGCCAUGAAGCUGCAAUCUCUGCUCUCGCUGUGUCUGCUGAACAUGGACUAGUUUUGAGUGGAUGUGAAGGUAUGUUCAUACUUUUUGCUCGUGGGCCCUUUGGCACCUGUACACCGCAUGCUACCGUAAUCUUGCGAUGCCUUUGAGA